AUGGCCGCGACCCUCCCCUACGUCGUCGUCUACUGCAGCAGCGAAUCGUCCGAGGCGCCGGCGCGGUGCCUCGAGGAGCCCGGCGGCGGGUGCUGGGUGUCGGACGCGCGGCACCGCUUCCCCGUCGAGGUCGGGCUCUGGGUCGGCGACGCGACGCUGGAGGCGCUGCGCUUCGUCGCGCACGAGUCGCUCGCGCCGCGGCGCGUCGAGGUCUACGUCGCGUCCGGCGAGGGCGAGGCGCCGCGCGACGACUUUUCGCGCGAGCCGGAGGCGCUCGCGACGCUGCGGCGGCGCUGGCGCGGCGAGUACGGCGACGCCGUGUUCACGCGCGUCGGCGCCGUCGACUUCCACGGCGACGCGCGGCGGGACGCGCGGCGGCCCGCGCGGGGCGGCCCGGAGCGCGAGGCGAAGCUCGCGCGAUUGGCGCGGCCCGCGCGGCGCUGCCGCUUCGUGCGCCUCGUCGUGCACGAGCCGCUCACGGCGCUGCGGCCGGGCGGCUCCUGGGGCGCGACGCCGCUCCCGCUGCGGCGCCGGCGGCAGCACUGCGUCGCGCUCGCCGCGAUCCUCCUCCGCGGCGCGGACGCGGAGAGCCGCCUCGAGGCGUCGCGCGGGAGCGGCGGCGCGGAUCUCGCGAAGGAGGCGCUCGACGACGCGGAGCGGGCCUUGGUCGCGUCGGGCGUGGCCGCGGACGUCGUCGCGGGGCUCGCGCGCGGCCGCGCGUCGGACCGCGCGGCCGCGCGGCGGUCGAGCGACGCGUCCGUCUCGCGCGCGCUCUUCCCCGCCGCGCCCGAGCGGCAUCCGCCGCCGCAGCGGACGCCGCGCGCGACGCCGCCGCCGGCCGCCGACGACGACGCGCUGCUGCGCUCGCUGGAGACGGGCCUCCAUCGAGCGAAGACCUCCAAGCGCGCCGCGGCCGCGGCCGCCUUCGAGGCGGCCCUGGCCCGGGGCCGCGCGCUCGCGGCGGAGGCGCGCGAGAGCGCCGAGGAGAUGCGCGCCUGCGCCGCGCGGGACGACUUCGACGGCGCGUCGGCGGAGCAGCGCCGCGGCCGCGCGCUCAAGGAGGAGCGGCUGCGGGUGCUGCGGCGCGCGCUCGACGACUACGACGGCGACGGCGCGGGCCGCGACCCGCUCUCGCCGCGGCGGCCCGAGGACGACGACGACGGCGACCUGCCCGCGCCGCCGCGCGGCGCCGUCUUCUGCCACGCCUGGAGCCGGGACGCGGCGGCCGCGCUGCCGGGCGGCGCGGAGCCCGUCGACGCGUCGCGCGACGACGGCGACCUCGCGGCGAGCCUCGACGCGUCGGGCGCGGCCAAGGAGACGCGGCGCGACGCGACGGACGCCGUCUUCGACGUGGCGACGUCCGCGAAGCUCCGCGCGCGGCGCCGCGCGAAGCGCGCGUCGAAGGACGGCGACGAGGCGUUCGCGCCGCCGGACCCCGUCGACUCCGAGAGCGACGAGAGCGACGGCGGGGCCGCGGGGUCCGACAGCGAGCCCGACGCCAACGACAUGACGCUGACGGACGCGUCGAUGAUGACGUCGACCAUCGACGGCCUGGCGUCCGUCACGGGCGACGGCGGCGCGCGCCACUUUCCCGCGGGCGGCGGGUCCUUCGACGCCGCUUUGCCCGUGCUCUCCGCCGACGGCUUCUGGGGCUUCGACGAGCGGCCCCUGGAGCCGCUGGAGGGCGUGCCGCUGCGCCUCGGCGGCGACGACGGGGACCCGCGCGCGGCCGUCGAGCGGCUGCUCCGCGGGCCCGAGACCGUGUCGUCGCGUCUCGUGCUCUGGAUGGACAGCGAGAACAUCGCGGACGCCGGGGCCGUCGCCGACGCGUUGGGCCAGAUGCACGCCGUCGCCCUGUCGCCGCCGCCGCCGCCGCCGGGGGGCUACGAGGAGUGGGCCGUGCGGCGCGCGCUCGGCGCGGCCGCGCGGCCGGGGCCGGGCGACGACGGCGACGGGCCCUUCUUCGCGCCGCCGCUGGCGGCCCUGCUGCACGCGCGCGUCGACGAGGACUCGGGCGGCGGCCUGCGGCGCGUGAAGAUCGUCGACGAGGCGGCGAAGGACUCGCCGCGCGUCGUGUUGGUUGAGGACGCGGCGACGGCCGGCGCGGCGCGCGGCGAGGCCGCGCUGCGGGCCGCGCGGUGCCGGGCCGUGGACCGGGCUCUGGUCGCGGCCGUGGGGGACCUCGCCCUGGCCUUCGCGUGCCAGGGCAACUGGAUCAUGCGCCGCCAGGUGUUCAACCUGGUCCGCGACGGCGCGUCGCGCGUCGACGGCGCCGCGCUCGGCGCCGCGGCCGACGACCUGGCGUUGUUCGAGGUCGACGCGGAGCGCACGCGGCGCUACGGCGCCGCGCCGGACGACGGCGGCCGGGGCACGGGCCCGCCGGAGCUCGCGCCCUUCCGGCGGCGGCGCCUCCUCUUCGCCGCGCUCGUGACGCUCUUGCAACAGGGCCUCGCCGACGCGUCGGCGGACGUCUUCAUCGCGGCGAACCGGCUCCUGGUCGACGUCUUCAAGGGCCGCGCGAAGCGCAACGUCAAGUUCCGGAGCGCGCGCGACUCGCAGAAUCUCAUCGAGCCGAACGAGAUCCGGUUCAUCGACGCGGGACAGGACGCGGCCGCGUCGCCGCGGCGGCGCGACGACGACGACGACGACGCGCACCUGCGGCCCUGGGAGGUGCUGCGCCUGGGCGUGCGGUCCACGGGGUCGCCUCUGCGGGAGGCGCUCGUCGCGCUGCGGCGGCUGCUGCCGCUCGUCGCGCAGCGCCUGCCGCGGCUGCGCCGGCGGGACCUGGGCGAGGACGCCUUCGCGUCCCAGGCGGCGAAGCGCGCGAGCCGCCGGGCGACGAAGACGCUGCUGAAACUGGCGAACCUCCACUGGCUCGGCGCCGCGGUCGUCGCCGCGGCCGUGCUGCCGCCCGCGCCGCCGUGCGGCGCCGCGCGCGACGUCGCCGGUCUCGACGACCUCGAGACCUACGCGGACUCGGCGGCGCGGCCCAUCGCGAGCCGGCGCCUCGCGGCCGCGCGGCUCCGGGCGCUCGCGCUGCUGGUGGCGCGGUCGGGCGCGCUCCGGGACUCGCGGCUCGCGCCGCAGGACGUCGUCGCGCUCUGCGUCGCGACGCUGCGGCGCGACCCGCGCAUGGACGUGAAGCGCGCGGCGGGGGCGCUGCUCGGGGCGCUCUACGCGCGCCUCGUCGACGACGCCGCGUCCGCGCGCGUCGCGCGCGACGACGACUUUAGCCUCGCGGCGUCUGCGCGCGACGCGCGCGGCGCCGUCGACGCCGCGCUGCGGCAUCUGGGCUUCGAGGCGCCGCCGACGCUGCUCAAGCCCAAGCACCGGCUCCGGGCGGGCGACGACGACGCGGAGACGGACGCGCGCCUCGCGGCGGACCCGACGCGGCGGCGCAACGACCCUUCCCUCGCGCCCUGGCUCCUCGGGCCCCUCGCGCGCGUCGACCUCGAGAUGGAGCGCAAGUACGGGUCCGCGCCGUCCGUCGCCGCCGAGGCGAAGCAGCUGAAGAAGGCCGCGCAGGCCGCCGCGGCCGCGCGCGAGGCCGCGGGCCGCGCCGCGGAGCGCUGCGCGCGCGACGCGCACGCGACGGCGGACGCCGCCAUGCGCCGGGCCUACGAGGCGGCGGAGGCCGCGCGCCACCGCGACGCGCGGGACCGCGCCUACCGCGUCGACGCCAUCUCCCACGUCGUCCACGGGCGCAAGGUCGCGCGCGCGUGGCGCGUCGCGUUCCGCCGCCGCCUCAUCGCCGCGCGCGUCCGCGCGGCCGACGACGCGCUCGGCGCCGCGACGCGGGGCUACGCGGCGGCGGCGACGAAGCGGCGCCCGCUGCCCGCGGCGCUGGCGGACCUGCGCACGCGGAGCGCCGCGUUCCACGCGAAAAUGCUCGACGAGGCCGCGGCGGCCGCCGCGGCCGCGGCCGCGGAGGAGCAGCGGCGCAAGGACGAGGAGGUGAAGGACGUGGAGCUGGCCAUGGUCGCGUCCGACGCCCUCGACGCGGCGCCGGCGCCCGGCGACGACGGGGCCCACGCCACGGGCGGCGCCACGGCGAAGGCGCCGUCGAGGGCGCCGACGCCGCGCGAGACGCCGCGGCCCGACGGCAAGGUCCACCCGCUCCCCGCGGACGGCGGCGACGCCGCCGCACCGCCCGCGGCCGGCGACAAGGACAAGAAGGGCUGCGCCGUCAUGUAA
Molecule: messenger RNA, 4194 nt
Organism: Aureococcus anophagefferens
Lineage: Eukaryota; Pelagophyceae; Pelagomonadales; Pelagomonadaceae
Exons: 1
Coding region: 1-4194 (1397 amino acids)
Cellular component (GO): cilium
Source: RefSeq, a predicted model, not a curated record